CUGAUUCUUUUUGAGAAAUGGUCGGCGGGUCGUUUGGUCGUUUUAUGAACUUCACCGGUCUCUCCGAGUCCCAAUCGUCCCCCGGCAGAAAAGAAAAUCACUGCCAGUUGCGGACAAUCGCCCGAUAUACAGUACGUGAUUUCCUGGCGAGUUUGACAGAACCUCCUCUUCCUUGUUCAACAUAUCGCCCGCUUCCAGUCUCGUGUGGAGGUUCGAAUGGUUGGUUGGUCGUCCGAUUGCCAACUCCACACCCCUGGGGUUCCGGCAGGGUUCCGGCAGGGUUCCGGGUUCCGGAAGACUCGCAGGUGAAACUGGGUGGGGAAGCGAGAAAGUCAUUGGCUCCCGACACCCGCGUUUUGUAUGAUGCCGAGGCCGCUCACUUUGCGCGUCCAACUGAGCAUGGACGGAAGGGCGAAGGAAGCAGGGGAAACGACGACCAAGUCGAAAUCCAUCCACCGAGCAGACAACACGUUCUCAACAUCCAUCCAUCCAUCCAUCCGUCCAUCUAUCCAUCCAUCCGUCGCUCUCCACCAACGUCGCAAGCUCCUUCCACAGCAAAACUCUAUCGACAUGGCCGAACCACAGGAUGAUCUGAUCGACUACGACAGUGACGAGGGUGAGACUACCACCGCGGCACCCGCUGCCAACGGAAAAGACUCUUUGGCUCCUGCGACAUCCGACGAGAAGGAGACAAAGAAGGGUUCCUACGUGGGUAUCCACGCAACCGGUUUCCGUGAUUUCCUCCUCAAGCCAGAACUGUUGCGUGCGAUCGUUGAUUGCGGUUUCGAACAUCCCUCUGAAGUUCAACAAGAAUGUAUCCCACAAGCGAUUCUCGGCAUGGACGUUCUCUGCCAGGCCAAAUCCGGAAUGGGUAAAACCGCAGUUUUCGUCCUUGCUUCUUUGCAGCAACUGGAGGCCAACGCCAGUGGAGAGCCAUCGGUCAUCAUUCUGUGUCACACCCGUGAGCUCGCAUAUCAAAUCAAAAACGAGUUUACUCGAUUCUCAAAGUACAUGCCCGAAAUCAAGACGGCGGUGUUUUACGGUGGAAGCACAGUGAAGAGCAAUGCCGAGACGCUGAAGACAGAGAAGCCCCAGAUCAUUGUCGGCACACCCGGACGUGUUCUCGGUCUCAUCCGUGAUAAGAUUUUGAACCUUAAGAACAUCAAGCACUUCAUCCUCGACGAGUGUGACAAGAUGCUGGAGGCACUAGACAUGCGUAGGGAUGUGCAAGAAAUCUUUAGGUCGACGCCUCACCACAAACAAGUCAUGAUGUACAGUGCAACGUUGAGCAAAGAGAUGCGACCCGUCUGCAAGAAGUUCAUGCAAAAUCCCCUCGAAAUCUACGUCGAUGACGAAACCAAGCUCACUCUGCACGGUCUUCAGCAAUAUUACGUUAAGCUCACGGAGAACGAGAAGAACAGGAAGUUGAACGAGCUACUCGACUCCCUGGAGUUCAACCAAACGAGCGUAUCGCGAGGUACAAGAGCUUCAAGGAGUUCAACAAGCGUAUCAUGGUCGCUACCGACAUCUUUGGACGAGGUCGGACGUGCCGGACGUUUCGGAACCAAAGGUUUGGCAGUCACGUUCUCGUCCUCGGAAGAAGACGCAAAGACGUUGAACGACGUCCAAGGACGGUUCGAAGUGAACAUCAGCGAGUUGCCCGACCAUAUCGACGUGUCUACCUACAUGGCUUCCUAAAUAAGGCCCUCAAUCGAAUAAGCGAAAGUCUCGCCUCUACGUUAGAGUAACAGCAGAGGAAAGGACGAGGAAGGCAAA
Molecule: messenger RNA, 1776 nt
Organism: Fimicolochytrium jonesii
Lineage: Eukaryota; Fungi; Chytridiomycota; Chytridiomycetes; Spizellomycetales; Powellomycetaceae
Product: P-loop containing nucleoside triphosphate hydrolase protein
Exons: 9
Coding region: 361-1698 (445 amino acids)
Biological process (GO): mRNA splicing, via spliceosome; mRNA export from nucleus
Molecular function (GO): RNA binding; RNA helicase activity; ATP binding
Source: RefSeq, a predicted model, not a curated record